GGAGUGUCAGGGCGUUUUGUUUGUGAGAUCCGGCAACAGAUGGCGGUGACAGGACGGAAUACUUGAAGCAUAAAUCUGGCUGGAUGGAGGUCCAGAUUGAGGAAACAGUCACUACAGUCGGUUAUCUAUUUUUUAUUACGUAGAACGUCAAACCAGCCAAUCGCCACAAAUAAAAUUUGCUUUAUAUUUAGCGUGUUUUAUAACCAUUCUUUUUUUUUUAACUUGGGUGUUUCUUGAAGGCCGCAAAAUCCCCGGGCUCGAUUUGAGGACACGGGGAACCAAGUGCGGUGGGAAUGUUGGAAAAGUCGCAUUAAAUGGUCGUUGGGACAUUUUAUGCUCUCAGGUGUUAUCUUUGAUAGUUUUGUAGCAUUCUGGUUUGUUUGUAAAAGUUUAAUAGUUUUAAAGCAAAUAAAAGUGGAACUAGUUAGCUAGUGGAUAUGCUAGUCUGCUAGCGUAACUGACGGAUUUUGAAUGAAUGGAAGGGCGAGUUACUAUUCUCGUAUCACAAGACUGCGCUGGUUUUCUUCUCCCAUAAUAACCCGGUCUCUGAAACCGUGUUUGACUGCUGCACUUUUUUUAAACCCACAAAUGGACAGGAAUACGGCUCCUGGGAGUUGGGCUGCGGCAGUUUAGCACGCAAAGAUAGCGCUGUGCCUGCUGUACUGGCCGGCGAACGGUAAUGGUUACAACAAGGCGGGAGGACGCUAACUUUAGCUAGCUACAAACACUCAUGCACUACUGAGACUUGGCUGCGAUAGAGCGAAGCUAACGCCCGCUUUGGAAUGGGGAACACGUUGUCAUGCUGCGUCUCUCCGGAGUCGAGCCCCAAACAAACCUCCAGACAGCCCGCAGAGCGGCUGGAGGAGAUCCACACCAGCGCCGAAGUCAGCGAUGACGUCACCGUGCCCUACCUGCAGCACAUCAGCGACAGAGAAGUUCCUGAAGAGUUGGCCAUGGAGUGUAACCCAUCAGAUCACGCCCAAGCAAGCACCCUCUUCCUCAGCAAGUCCCAGACAGACGUGCGGGACAGGAGGAAAAGCAACCACAUAAACCACGUCAGUCACGUGUCUCCCGGCCCCCUUUCAAAGAAGUUCAGCUCCUGCUCCACCAUCUUCAUCGACGACAGCACCGUCAGUCAGCCAAAUCUGAAAAGCACCAUCAAAUGUGUCACUUUAGCAAUAUACUACCACAUCAAAAAGAGAGACUCCGACAGGUCAAUGGACAUCUUUGAUGAGAAGUUGCACCCCUUAUCAAGAGAGCCCGUGCCGGACAACUACGCCUACGUGGACCCGGAACACAAACUGAUCUACCGCUUCGUCAGGACGCUGUUCAGCUCCGCACAGCUCACUGCAGAAUGCGCCAUCGUCACACUGGUGUACCUGGAGCGUUUGCUGACCUACGCUGAGCUGGACAUCUGCCCGGCCAGCUGGAAGCGCAUCGUUCUGGGGGCCAUCCUGUUAGCCUCCAAGGUGUGGGACGACCAGGCUGUGUGGAACGUCGACUACUGUCAGAUCCUCAAAGACAUGACCGUGGAGGACAUGAAUGAGAUGGAGCGCCAGUUCCUGGAACUCCUCCAGUUUAACAUAAAUGUCCCAGCCAGUGUUUAUGCCAAGUACUACUUUGACCUGCGACAGCUGGCUGAAGACAACAACCUGAACUUCCCCUUGGAGCCCCUCAACAACCAGCGAGCCCAAAAACUAGAGGCCAUUUCUAGACUCUGUGAGGACAAAUACAAAGACCUGAGCCGAGCAGCCAUGAGGCGAUCCCUGAGCGCCGACAACCUGAUCGGCAUCCGGCGCUCCAACGCCGUGCUGUCCUAGAGCUCAGGACGCCGCCCGGGUUAAACCGACCCGCACUGUGAUUCCCCUUCAGCUGCAGGCGUGAAUCCUAAACUUGAAAGCGCGGUGGAUAACAUGUUACCAUUUUAAUUCUCAUCUUUACCAAUGGUCUAUUUAUUGUUUUGAUUGUUGCUUUGAGGAAGUGCUAAGACACUGAAGGACUUGUGAUGAAACGUCACACAUGAGGGUUUGUUUUGCAUCAAAGACGCUUCUCACUUCUGUUACUGAAAUCAAUGAAAACCGGCGAAGCGGCGCCGCUAAUCUGGUUCCGGAUCACUUCUUAAUCUGAGGCUAAACCUUUACCAACACCAACCAAAAGGUCAGGGGUCAGAGCAAAAGACGCUCGGAUCGCUUCUCAUCCAUGUUGGCCAUUUUUAAAGGCGUGACGACUCGUUUCUCUAAAGCGGCGUGGAUGAAACCUUGGAUUAGUUCAUCUGUGUCCUUGAGAUGUUUUUAACGGGUCACAGAAUAACAGGGAUCCUCUUCACGCUUUUAAAACUAAAUGUUUAUUGCCGCUUUUCUUUUCAAAAACUCUUAAGACACAAUAGUUUUGAUGAAAGCUUCAGGUGUUCCAGGAGUUCAGUACAACACUCCCCCCCCCCCCCCCCUUUUUUUCUUCCAAUAUUUUUCCUCACAAAUCCAUAUUUACUCUCUCAUUGAAAAUUGAAAUGACUGAAGGUUGUAAAUCGGACACGUUUCCUGUCGCUGCAAAUGCUACCGGUUGUUGACCAGCAACGCUCUGCAGGAGCCGAUUCAAGUACAAAAAGACAAAAAGAUAAGAAACACCCCCCCCCCCCAGUAAUCUGCUGUCCGUCAGAAAAGGGAUGGGGUUCACUUUGAGUUUUGGCGGUUGCGUCCGUCACAGAGAAAUGAAUGGAAGAAACACGCCAUUUAUAUGUUUUAUGUAUGCAGCAUCCAAGAUCAGUUCCUAAAAAGUAUUUGUCUAUUUACAUUUAUUGUCUGACACAACAGGCCCCGCCUUUAUUUUGAAACGCUUCGGUCGAGUGAUUUGAUUUUGAAAAUGAAUUGUGAACUAAAAAUGAAUGGAAACAAAUCAGCGAUGCCCGUUCCACAGAUUGACGCCGUCAUCCUGACUUGUCUCCGAGAGGCUGAUGUCCCCCCCACCCGGGGGGGUUGGGGUGGGGGGCUGAUGGAGGCCUGCCUCAUGUUUGCUUACUAUGUAGGCUCCUAGCUGUGAACUGUUUCUUCUUUUUAAUGAUAAAAGGAUUUAGCAAAUUGACUAUUUUAAAUAAACACUAAUCAUUUAACAAA
Messenger RNA from Oryzias latipes (Japanese medaka), 3110 nucleotides. It is a transcript of the gene ccnyl1, whose product is annotated as cyclin Y-like 1. Gene Ontology annotation, biological process: regulation of cyclin-dependent protein serine/threonine kinase activity. Gene Ontology annotation, molecular function: protein kinase binding. NCBI's taxonomy places the organism in Eukaryota, Metazoa, Chordata, Actinopteri, Beloniformes, Adrianichthyidae. The record is from RefSeq and is a predicted model, not a curated record.